Molecule: messenger RNA, 532 nt
Organism: Anastrepha ludens (Mexican fruit fly)
Lineage: Eukaryota; Metazoa; Arthropoda; Insecta; Diptera; Tephritidae
Product: transmembrane protein 234 homolog
Exons: 3
Coding region: 110-505 (131 amino acids)
Source: RefSeq, a predicted model, not a curated record
UAAAUUUACGCCGUACAGCGUCAUCUAGCGUUCACAUUCAAGAACCACUAUAAACAGCUGUAUUUGAAAUGUAAAUAAACAAAGAUAAACUCCGCAUAUUUUCUCGAAAAUGAUAAACACGGUUUUGUCGCUUUUAGGGGUUGGUCUGUUAUGGGGCGCAACGAAUCCUUUCAUACGUCUUGGUAGCGCAGGCAUUGACAAUGUGGACACUGGAUCUCGAUGGCUUAAUCUAUGGCAGGAGCUUCGUAUGAUAGGCACAAGACUCCAUUACUGGAUACCGUUUCUGUUAAAUCAAUUGGGCAGCGUUUUAUACGUGUGGACCCUGCAACACAUCAACAUAACCAUAGCUGUACCAGUGGCAAAUUCAUUGGGCUUUGCUUUUACAGCUCUUACGGGGUAUUUAUUGGGAGAAAAACUGCCCGGAAAAUCGGUCAUGAUCGGUACCCUAUCGGUCUGCUUUGGCAGUUCACUGAUGUUGUACGACAAAAUUGGAAUCGAAACAUAGGCCAUACUCUCGUACAUAAAUAAAAUG